AGUCAGUAUGCCAUGUCGUCCCCUGGCUCCUCGUUUGUGCAGAUAAAACAUGAGGACUUGCUUUUCUAUGAGAACUGCGGCGGAGGCAGCUUUGGGAGCGUCUACAGAGCUGUCUGGAUUUCCCAAGAUAAGGAAGUAGCUGUAAAGAAACUUUUGAAGAUCGACAAAGAGGCUGAGAUUCUAAGCGUACUGAGUCAUAAGAACAUCAUUCAGUUUUAUGGAGCCGUGCUGGAAUCUCCCAACUAUGGCAUUGUCACAGAGUAUGCAAAUGGAGGUUCUCUCUAUGAGUAUCUUUCCAGUGAGCAGAGUGAGGAGAUGGACAUGGAGCAGAUCAUGACAUGGGCCAUACAGAUAGCCAAAGGAAUGCAUUACCUUCAUGCAGAAGCUCCAGUCAAAGUGAUUCACAGAGACCUUAAAUCGCGAAAUGUCGUAAUGACUGCUGAUAAAGUGCUGAAGAUUUGUGAUUUUGGAGCUUCUAAGUUUCUGUCUCACACUACCCAUAUGACGGUGGUGGGCACUUUUCCGUGGAUGGCUCCGGAAGUAAUUCAGAGCCUACCUGUUUCUGAGACGUGUGACACUUACUCCUAUGGUGUGGUGCUGUGGGAGAUGCUGACUCGAGAGGUUCCUUUCAAAGGUUUUGAAGGGCUGCAGGUUGCAUGGCUGGUGGUGGAGAAACAAGAGAGGCUGACCAUCCCUAAGAGCUGUCCUGCAAGUUUUGGAGAGUUAAUGAGGAAAUGUUGGCAAGCAGACCCAAAGGAACGUCCACAGUUUAAACAGGUGCUGGGAACCCUGGAGACCAUGGCAAAUGACAGCAGGCUACCAGACCAGUGUAACUCUUUCCUACAUAACAAAGACCAGUGGAGAUGUGAAAUUGAGGCAACCCUGGAGCGCCUCCGGAAGUUAGAAAGGGAGCUUUACUCCAAGGAGAAGGAGCUGGAGGAAAGGGAGAGGAGGCUCAGAUUGUGGGAGGAGAGGCUGAUGGAGAGGUCAAACAUGACACCAAGUCCAACUUCUCUGCUCAUGGAGCGGUCAAACAUCUCACCAUUCUUCAGUCCGAUGUCGAUCGGUUCCACUGGCUCUUUCUUCCGCUCACACUCUCAGGACUCCAAUGGCACUGGUGUCAGCAGUGCAGGGGUCAGCAGCGCGGGGGUCAGCAGCGCUGGUGUCAGCUGCAUCCUCCGCACUCUCAGCAAUGGAGACACUGAGAGGGGGAGCAGUGCUGUGCUGGAGAGGGGGAUGGGCUCGCUCGAUAGCGGGAGGCUACAUGCCAUGUUCCGAGGGUUGCAGGGGAGGUUUGGAGAGGAGGAUGAGGAAGAAGAAGGUACUGUUCAUGACAAAGGCUGGGGUCAGAGGGAACGAAAGGAUAGUGGGAGUCUGGAGGGGGGACGGGUGCAGGUGACACUCAGGAGUUUUCCAGGAGGCGUAGUGGAGAGGGAAGAGAGGACAUGGGAGGAGGGGGACAGGGAGAGAGGAGGCAGACAGAGAAGCAGAGUGACCACUAUUGUCCGAGGGUAUUCGGGAGGAUUUGGGGAGGCAGAGACAGAGAGUGAAAAGGAGGGAGGAUGGGAGAUAGAAAAACUUGGAGACAGGUUAGAGGAGACUGGGAUGGAGGGAGGGCUCGAAGGAGGAAGGAUGUCAACCAUGUUCAAAGGUCUCCACGGGAGUUUGGGGAGCUUGGGAGACAUGCUGUCCAUAGAUAUUGAUAAAAUGGGGGAGAUGGAGAGUUUAGGUGACAUGGACAUGAACAUGGGUGAAAUGGGAGUAAUGAAGGUGAUGGGUCAUGGCGUCAGAAGCGAGCUGGGGGUCAGGGGUCACAGGAGUGACAUGGGAGUUGUGGUCCAGGGAGUAAGGAGCGACCUCAGCGAGGCCAUCAGUCAAAAGAUUAGAGGCGAAGUGGGAGUCGUCGGUCACUCUGGGAUGCAGGUGAGCAUGCGGGCAUCAUCCAAUCAGAACUCUGUGAAGAGCUGCAGCGUGCGGCAUGGAACAAAGAUCAACAUGGCAAAAACGGCCAUGGACAUGAUGGAGCUCGAUUGGUCUGACAGCGACUAG
Menidia menidia (Atlantic silverside) is the source of this 2049-nucleotide messenger RNA. The record is from the annotation of a GenBank genome assembly. NCBI's taxonomy places the organism in Eukaryota, Metazoa, Chordata, Actinopteri, Atheriniformes, Atherinopsidae.